Molecule: messenger RNA, 792 nt
Organism: Fulvia fulva
Lineage: Eukaryota; Fungi; Ascomycota; Dothideomycetes; Mycosphaerellales; Mycosphaerellaceae
Product: 3-hydroxyanthranilate 3,4-dioxygenase
Exons: 1
Coding region: 1-792 (263 amino acids)
Biological process (GO): 'de novo' NAD+ biosynthetic process from L-tryptophan; quinolinate metabolic process
Cellular component (GO): cytoplasm
Molecular function (GO): iron ion binding; 3-hydroxyanthranilate 3,4-dioxygenase activity
Source: RefSeq, a predicted model, not a curated record
AUGUCUAUGCAGACCUUUGAGAGCCAUACUCGUUUCGUCACAGCAUUCCAACCUUUGACACAGGCUCUUCACGUCAGAUCAGCCUCACCAAGCAUGCAUCGACUCACAAGACCGCUCGCUGCAGCGGCACGACACACAUCUCGACCGAGCACAGUACCAACCACCAUUCGAGCCUCACUCGCACAAUACAUCCCACGAGCGAAUCUCGCCACCGCAGUCAUCAACCAGAAACCGGUCGGCCUACCUCUGAACCUCCCAAAAUGGCUAUCAGAGAACUCCCACCUUCUCAAGCCACCCGUCAACAACUACUGCGUCUACAAUGAUCCAAUGACAGUCAUGGUCGUAGGAGGACCCAACGCUCGAACAGACUACCAUAUCAACGAGACACCCGAGUUCUUCUACCAGUACAAGGGACGGAUGCUGCUCAAGACGGUGCAGCAAGUCAAUGGCAAAGAAGAGUUCGUGGACGUCUACAUCAACGAAGGCGAGCUGUUCCUGCUCCCGGCGAAUACUCCACAUAAUCCAGUGAGGUUUGCGGAUACAGUGGGUGUGGUCAUCGAACAGCCACGGCCUGAGUCUAGUCUGGAUCGACUGAGAUGGUAUUGCGACAAUUGUGGUGAUGUUGUCAAUGAGGCGGCGUUCUACUGCACUGAUCUUGGCAGCCAAAUCAAGGAUGCGGUCAACAACUUCAAGGCAGAUGAAGCUGCGCGAAAGUGCAAAUCAUGUGGCACCAUGUGCGACGCUGCACCAAAACCGGAGGCGAUGGAAAGGAUGCGAACUGCACCAUCAUGA